This is a messenger RNA of Coregonus clupeaformis (lake whitefish), 2264 nucleotides long. RefSeq names its product zinc finger protein 239-like. The transcript has 2 exons. Gene Ontology annotation, cellular component: nucleus. The record is from RefSeq and is a predicted model, not a curated record. Gene Ontology annotation, molecular function: RNA polymerase II cis-regulatory region sequence-specific DNA binding; DNA-binding transcription activator activity, RNA polymerase II-specific. NCBI's taxonomy places the organism in Eukaryota, Metazoa, Chordata, Actinopteri, Salmoniformes, Salmonidae. Gene Ontology annotation, biological process: regulation of transcription by RNA polymerase II. The coding region runs from base 213 to 1334 and encodes 373 amino acids.
CAACAACAACAACAACAACUCGGUAGCCAACAUAGCUGAAACAUUGGAGGUCUUUAGACGCUUUCAGUGAUUUUUAGCACUGUGUUUUAAACACACUUCAGUCGUAUCCACUAGUUACCCCAUUUAAUAGCAUAUUUACGUUUUUGUUGUAAUUCGUCAGCUAGCUGGCUGGUUUAAGUUAGCAAUAGCCCAGCUAGCGAACAUCCCCGACCAUGAGCUCACUAAGCUACUCUCCUCCUGCUAAAGAAGAGGAGGUCUGCUGGACGGAGAAAGAAGCUCUAGUGAAAGAGGAGGAGGAAGAGGAGGGUGUCACAGUAAAACAAGAAGUAGAGGUUGAGGCUGUUACAGUGAAAGAAGAAGAGAAAGACGUUACAGUGAAAGAAGAAGAGAAAGAUUUUAUGGUGAAAGAAGAGGAAGAAGCUUUCAGAGUGAAAGAGGAGGAGGAUGUUGGUGUGAAAGAAGACGAGGAUGAGCAGGAUACAGUUUUUGUAGUGAAGGAGGAAGAAGAGGAGGACAUUUUUGGACUGAAUGAGAAGGGGGAGAUUACUGUCACAUUAGAGGAAGAAGAGGAGACUGGAGAUCCGAUUAACACCAGAGAGAUACCAGACUCUCACUUUGACAGCGGGAAGAGUCCUUCAUUGGAACCAGACCCAGAGACGCCCAAACCAGCAAGACCACACCACUGCUCCCAGUGUGGAAAGAGAUUUACCCAUUUAGGGUAUCUGAAAUCACAUGAGAGGAGGCACACAGGAGAAAAGCCUUACCAUUGCUCCCAGUGUGGAAAGAGAUUCUCUAUGUCAAGUAACCUGAAAAAACAUGAGAGAAUACACUCAGUAGAGAAGCCUUUCCACUGUUCCCAGUGUGAAAAGAGUUUUACACAGUUAGGGCAACUGGAAAAACAUAAAAGAAUACACACUGGAGAGAAGCCCUACCUCUGCUCCCACUGUGGAAAGAGUUUUACCCAAUCAGGUACCCUGAAAUCACAUGAGAGAACACACUCUGUAGAGAAGCCUUUCCAAUGCGCUCAGUGUGGAAAGGCUUUUGCCCAAUCAGGUACUCUGAAGUCACAUGAGAGAACACACUCUGUAGAGAAGCCUUUCCAAUGCACUCGGUGUGGAAAGGGUUUUACCCAGAUAGGGAGCCUGAAAAAGCAUGAUAGAACACACACAGGGGAGAAGCCUUUCCAAUGCUCUCAGUGUGGAAAGGGUUUUACCCAGAUAGGGAGCCUGAAAGGUCAUGAAAGAACACAACACAUACAGGAGAGAAGCCUUAUCACUGCCCCCAGUGUGAAAAUUGUUUGUAUUUAUCCGGUUAGGGCACCUGAAAGAACAUAAUAGAACACACACAGGGGAGAAGCCUGUCCACUGCUCCCAGUGUGGGAACGGUUUUACCCAGAGAGGUUAGCUGAAAGAACACAUACAGGGGAGUGGUGACAGGGAAGUGAAGCGUUUAGGUUUUCCAGCCAAUUGUGUCAAAAAUAGGUUCAUUACUCGAGGCUUUGAUCAACACAGUGUACACUAGUGGCACCUGCUGGUCAAAAUAAUUUAGAGCAGGCAAAUUAUUAUAGAGGAUGUCCCAUGCCCCCGUAGCGUGUGCGCAGCAUUUUUUGCCUUCUACCAAACCAAUACCAAACCAAAUCAGGUGGAAACUAAGCUUCAGACGUCAUUGAUCACAUGCUUCUACUAAGCUUCAGACGUCAUUGAUCACAUGCUUCUAAUAAAGCGAUACAUCAGCACACUUCUUCAAAGUAACCUGCUUAGUGAUUUAGACGCAUGCCUCGGGGGGGCUCCGGCAUCAAAACUAACAUCACUACAGGGGAGAAGCCCCGUCACUGCUCCCAGGUUGGAAAGGGUUUUAGAUACUCAGGAUGAAAGAAAAAUGCUACCAGUGUGAAAAUAUUUAUUUUUCACCAGGGUUCCUGAAAUCACAUGAGAGAACACACUAUGUAGGGAAGCUUUACAACUGCCCUUCAGUGUGGAAAGGUAUUUUUACCCAGCUAGGGCAUCGUACAGACCAUUGAGAUAACGCACACAGGGGAGAAGCCUUACCCAUGCUCCCAGUGUGGGAAGAGAUAUUUAAUGUCACAGACUUAAAGAACAAACACAGUAGUACCACAAUUGUCUCAUAUUUUUGACUGUUUUUUGUUUAUGUUAAAUGAAAUCAAAAGGAGUAUGAAGCAGACGUUUUAUUUCAGAACGAGCUGAAUAUGGAGUCAGUUUCAAUGUUUCAACACACUGUUAUUAAAUGGUCAUUUUCUAACUCUG